UCCUCAUCCGCUUUGCUUCGUUCGUUUCAGUUGAGGCAAGGCGGAGAUCGUCGUAAAUUUUUAAAAGUUUACAUGUGAAAUUGUGUCCAUAUUAUUCGAAGAAAAUUACCAAAAAAUGCGAUACGGUCAGCUAGUGAUGGGCCCCGCUGGAAGUGGGAAGUCCACAUAUUGCGCCACAAUGCAGCGGCAUGGCUACGACGACAAACGGCUGAUCAAAGUGGUCAAUCUGGAUCCGGCGGCGGAGACGUUCGAAUACCAACCAUUUAUCGACAUCCGGGACUUGAUCCAGCUGGACGAUGCCAUGGAGGACGAAGAGCUGCAUUACGGGCCGAAUGGGGGUUUGGUGUUCUGCAUCGAGUAUCUGUUGGAGAAUUCCGACUGGCUGAGGAAUCAACUGUGUGGAGUAGGGGAUGACGAGGACGAAGAGGGUGUGGCGGAUGGAGUGGAGGAACCGGAUGACGACUACAUUCUGUUCGAUAUGCCGGGGCAGAUUGAGCUAUACACGCACUUGAAGGCCGGCCAGCAGUUGGCGAAACUGUUGGAAUCGUGGAACUUCCGGUUGUGCUCGGUGUUUCUGGUAGACUCACAGUUUAUGAUCGAUGGUGCGAAAUUUCUGUCCGGAACGAUGGCAGCGCUAAGUGUGAUGGUUAACAUGGAACUGCCCCAUGUGAACAUCCUUAGCAAGAUGGACCUGUUGAGUAAGACCAGUAAGGGCCAGUUAGAUAAAUACUUGGAACCGGAUCCGCAGGCUCUGCUUGGCGAGGUCACCAACGAGUCUUCAUGGGGGCGAAAGUAUAGGAAACUCUCGGAAACGAUAGGGCUGCUGAUUGAAGAUUUCAGUCUUGUUCGGUUUACGCCGUUGAACAUCAAUGACGAGGAGAAUAUUGCGGAUCUGUUGCUGAUGAUCGACAAUGUCAUACAGUAUGGAGAGGACGCGGACGUGAAAACGACAGAUUUUGAUCCACCGGAGGAAGAAGAUGAUGACGAUGUAGAGAAAUAUUACCAUGAUUAGGAAAUAAAAGUUUGAUUCGUAAUUGUAA
Molecule: messenger RNA, 1040 nt
Organism: Aedes albopictus (Asian tiger mosquito)
Lineage: Eukaryota; Metazoa; Arthropoda; Insecta; Diptera; Culicidae
Product: GPN-loop GTPase 3
Exons: 2
Coding region: 116-1012 (298 amino acids)
Molecular function (GO): GTPase activity
Source: RefSeq, a predicted model, not a curated record